CUUAAUUGUCAGGCUGACUAGGAUUAUUUUUGCGUGCUUUCAAGGCUUUGUAUAGGCUGAUACCCCUAUGUGUCGCCUCCAAGGGGAUCGUCGAGAAGAAAAAGCAGAGCCCCCAAUACGAUGGUUGAUGUCUAUGUUUCCCAUGUAGAAUGGCUGUCUUGGCCGCCUAUCACUUUUUUAAUCCUCUUUUCUUUUCUUCCCCAUCCGUUCGAAUAUCUCCUACCAAACACUACACAAUCCACAACAUGAGGUACGUGGCUGGUUGGUCCCCUGCGGCACAUAAUGUCCUACAUCCCACGAAAUAUGCUUGGCUGGGAUAAGGGAAAGUAGGUAGUUAUCAAGCCCUGCUCGCCACCAUCGCGGCUUUUAGGCUUGACAUUCUUUCCCUGUUCCCCGGGUUUAUUCAAAGCGGACCGGACACUCCGUGAACGCUACCGUUACACAAGCACUAGAGCAUCUCCACUCCCAUACCUACCUACCUAGCCCUCCCGGUCUAGCCCUAGAGGUAGGAUGCUCAGUUGGUUUGCAGUAUCUUCCUAGACCUUUGUUCCCAUUUUAGCGUUCUCUUUCUGUCAUAGUUAGAGGCAACUCGGUCCUUGUUCUUCGAUUGUUCUUUCAGCUGAAGAAGACGAAACUACAUCUGAAUAUCGUUCCAGUACAGAGACAUAUCUGGGGAGACAACGAAUUUAGACAUCAUGAGUUCUGCAGUAAACAUGUCAGACCCUUCGGCGGUGGCGGCCAUGAUGGCGGAGCAGGCGGCGACGAUGGCGGCCGUCAAGUCGUUCAACAUUGAGGCUUUCACCCUGAUGGGCAUCGCUCUCUUGGCAACAUCGUUGAGGACGUACUCGCGCGCCAGCACCGUCGGCUUUUCCAACUUUCAGGCUGACGACUACCUGGUCUGGAUUGGCACGGUUGGCCAUUGCUUUGAAACUGGUCUGGCCUACUCGGUUGGUGAACACGCCCGUGGCUUCGCCAACGAUGCCAUAAGCCCCGAGGAGAGGGCGGCUCUGAGCCCCGAUACUCCCGAAUAUCAGAUGCGCGUCCUCGGCUCCAAAAUCCAAUUGUGGGGAUGGUCGACUUACGCAACUCUUCUUUGGAGUUUGAAAGCAUCCAUGUGUACCUUUUUCCUGCGCUUGACGGAUGGUCUCCACGUAUACAAGUCGAGAAUUUACAUCGGCUUCGGCUUCAUCUUCUUCUCGUGGCUCACGCUCGCCCUCACGCUGCUUUCCAGCUGUCGGCCGUUCCACAACUACUGGCAAAUCAGCCCUGAUCCUGGACGAUACUGCUACCCUGCCGUGUCGCCCGCUCUCAUCUGGACCUUCCUGGCCAUGAACGUCAGCACGGAUCUGUACCUCAUCUCAAUCCCGAUGCCCCUCCUCUUCACUGCCAACGUGACGUGGCGGAAGCGCCUGGCCCUGGUGAGCGUGUUUUGCUGCGGUCUCUUUGUCACGGCUGCCGCCAUCCUGCGUGUCAUACUUAUUGUUAGCGACUUGAAAAACGGUGCCUUUCUCGCCGGAUCCUGGGCGGUACGCGAGACCUUCGUCGCCGUGAUAACCACCAACAUGCCGAUGCUGUUCCCGCUGUUCCGAAGGUGGCUGAACCCGUUCCUGGGCCGCAUCUCGUCGAGGCUGGGCACGUACGGAUACCGGGGCAAAUCGACGGGGGCGUCGUCGCGCAACUUGCCCCCUCACCAGCGCGCGGUCCAGACGGUCGGCAAGCAGCGCAUGCGCAAGCAGCCGCAGCAGAGCCUGAACCACAUCACCAACCUGAGCGUGACGUACGCCAACGAGUCCGAGGAGCGCAUCUACGAGCUGCAAAACGUCGGCGGCACCAACCCCGCGGGCACGGGGGUCGUGACCGAGAUCAUUGGCGGCAAGGGCGUGGACGACAAGGGGAUCAGGGUGCACGACAAUGACGACGACGACCACCACCACGGUGAGGAGCAGGACCGCGUGAGUGACCUCAGCAGCGAUUUGUCGUCGUCGUCGCCUGCUGGCGCCGGCGCCGGCAUCGGCAUCCAGAGGCGCGUCGAGAUCGUCGUCGAGGAGGAGAAGCAGGACGACCCUUCCGACGGCAGCGGUAACCAGGGCGACCGCGUUUUGGGCGGCAAUUUUGUCGCCGUAUCUUCUGGGGGUGGCCCUGCCGCGGGCGGAGCCGGCAGCGGAAGGAAUAGGAGCAGCACCGUCGAGAGCAGGGGUCCCGGCGCCGCGCGGACCAGUUACUUUGCCGACCAUGUCAAGUCGGAAAACUACAAGCGGAUAUGAUUGGUGAGAAUGGGGUGGUUUGAGCAGGCGUGUAAGACAAAAGAAAGAAGAAAAAAAAGCAACGAAAAACGGUGAGUGGCGAAAUGUGGGAAUACACUGUACAAGACUGUCAAAAUAAUACACAUCUGGAAGGAUAUAUCUCUCCCCAGAUCAUAAUAGAGACUAGUCUAGACUAGUAUACGCAUGAUCUCUUUUCCCUAG
This is a messenger RNA of Pyricularia grisea, 2465 nucleotides long. RefSeq lists its product as uncharacterized. The record is from RefSeq and is a predicted model, not a curated record. Lineage: Eukaryota; Fungi; Ascomycota; Sordariomycetes; Magnaporthales; Pyriculariaceae. The transcript has 8 exons. Bases 696 to 2264 code for a protein of 522 amino acids.